Rhinolophus ferrumequinum (greater horseshoe bat) is the source of this 606-nucleotide messenger RNA. RefSeq names its product guanylate cyclase activator 1B (gene GUCA1B). The coding region runs from base 1 to 606 and encodes 201 amino acids. Gene Ontology annotation, biological process: visual perception. The record is from RefSeq and is a predicted model, not a curated record. Gene Ontology annotation, molecular function: calcium sensitive guanylate cyclase activator activity; calcium ion binding. Gene Ontology annotation, cellular component: cone photoreceptor outer segment; photoreceptor inner segment. The transcript is spliced from 4 exons. NCBI's taxonomy places the organism in Eukaryota, Metazoa, Chordata, Mammalia, Chiroptera, Rhinolophidae.
AUGGGGCAGCAGUUCAGCUGGGAGGCGGUGCAGACGGAGGGUGAGAUGGACGUGGCAGAGCUCCAGGAGUGGUACAAGAAGUUCGUGGUGGAGUGUCCCAGCGGCACACUCUUCAUGCACGAGUUUAAGCGUUUCUUCAAGGUCACAGGCAACGAGGAGGCCACCCAGUAUGUAGAGGGCAUGUUCCGAGCCUUCGACAAGAACGGGGACAACACUAUCGACUUCCUGGAGUAUGUGGCAGCCCUGAACCUGGUGCUGAGGGGCACCCUGGAGCACAAGCUGAAGUGGACCUUCAAGAUCUACGACAAGGACCGCAAUGGCUGUAUCGACCGCCUGGAGCUGCUUGACAUCGUGGAGGCGAUUUACAAGCUGAAGAAAGCCUGCAGGGUGGAGCUGGACGCUGAGCAGCAAGGCCAGCUGCUCACACCAGAGGAGGUCGUGGACAGGAUCUUCCUUCUGGUGGAUGAGAACGGAGAUGGCCAGCUGUCUCUGAAUGAGUUCAUUGAAGGGGCCCGUCGUGACAAGUGGGUGAUGAAGAUGCUGCAGAUGGAUGUGAAUCCCGGUGGCUGGAUUUCUCAGCAGAGGCGGAAAAGUGCCAUGUUCUGA